Messenger RNA from Colletotrichum phormii, 557 nucleotides. RefSeq lists its product as uncharacterized. Lineage: Eukaryota; Fungi; Ascomycota; Sordariomycetes; Glomerellales; Glomerellaceae. Bases 133 to 453 code for a protein of 106 amino acids. The record is from RefSeq and is a predicted model, not a curated record. The transcript has a single exon.
CUCGGCCGAUGCCACAUCUAGCCUGAUCGACAUACUCGACGACGAUCUCAGCCAUCACCCUACAUCUUACCUACUGUAUCACGGCGUUUGAUAUCGGAUCAUUGCCAUGAGACUGCGAGGCACCGGAUUGCAAUGACAGACGAGCGACGUUUCUGGGUCAUGUCAGCUCUCUGUCAGUGUGGAUGCUACGCAGCCUUUGUUGAGGGUCUUGCUAUUGAAGUAGGCACACCAAAUGAUGCACGACCAUAUGAGUCCUGUUACGGAUGGUGUUACCCACAUCGAAAGGUGCCGCAGGCAAGGACGACCGAGAAGCUCUGUGGUUUGGGUGCAGAGCACAACACACGGUCUCACGGAGAAUGUAGACUCGCUGACCAAGGCCGAAGACAUGUCUCAGAGAUGGCGAGAUGUUUUGACGGCCGAUUAAACACACUGUGGCCUUUCGAUAUUCGUUAGGUAUAUGAUGAACUCAGUGAACAUUAGCUGUGGUCAUAAAGAAUAGAUGAAGAAGAGGAAUUCUCGAUUCGCACAGUUCCGCGCUCGCCUGGCUAUCUCCUCAA